Messenger RNA from Trichomonas vaginalis G3, 737 nucleotides. RefSeq names its product organellar and viral DNA polymerase type B. The transcript has a single exon. Lineage: Eukaryota; Parabasalia; Trichomonadida; Trichomonadidae. The record is from RefSeq and is a predicted model, not a curated record. The annotation marks the transcript as partial.
AUGAUUUCAACAAUCGGCACAACAACAAUUCAAGCCGCGAACGGCGGGACUCUGUCCACAACAACAGCACCAAACUCGUUAGUCAUGAAUCCAACAUCUAUGUUAGUAGAGAUGAAAAACUUCAUUCCUUCUUCAUAUAGUUUUGGAACAGAAAUACAAAGAAUAAAGCAAGAACUUUUAACAAGUAAUUUAGACUGUACCGCACAGGAUGAAGAAAAUGAAGAAUAUCUUUAUGACAUGCAGGACAUUAUUGACCAUUUACCCAAAUUGCCUGAAAUCCAGCAACAAAAGCUCACUAUUCCUGAAUUCGAUGAAAUAGAAGUUAAAGUUAGUGAUUCUGCAGAAAUAAAGAAGUUCAUACGAAAGGUAAAUUAUGAGUUUCUAGGAUAUCAUUGCAACCAUAAAGUUAUGGACAAAGAUUGCGACAUGGUAUAUAAGAACAUCUCUGACAUAUAUAAAUCGGGGGAGUUUAAGACAUACGACAACUUUGUUUCAUUAGUUGCAAAAUGUGUAUGGCAGAUAAGAGAUAAAGAUAGAAGAGGUAAGGUAUGGCAUGAACAGAUAAAACCAACUGCUUCAGAUUUAAAGAAAACCAUUAACGCCUUAGUUGUUUUAGCAGGUAAGGUUUCAGAAUAUAACGCAAAAAUGAACCCGCAAUGUUCUAAAUGUAAAGCAGCAAUGAGGAAAUAUAACUAUUCAGUAAAAGAGAUAGAACGUAUGCGAAACGACUAUGCAGA